Messenger RNA from Pieris rapae (cabbage white), 866 nucleotides. It is a transcript of the gene ppl, whose product is annotated as glycine cleavage system H protein, mitochondrial. The transcript has 2 exons. Lineage: Eukaryota; Metazoa; Arthropoda; Insecta; Lepidoptera; Pieridae. Bases 171 to 683 code for a protein of 170 amino acids. Gene Ontology annotation, biological process: glycine decarboxylation via glycine cleavage system; protein lipoylation. Gene Ontology annotation, cellular component: glycine cleavage complex; cytoplasm; mitochondrion. The record is from RefSeq and is a predicted model, not a curated record.
CAAACUCAGUUUUAGUACACACUUAUCUAAGAAUUUUCAUUUAAGAGUGUUGUAUCAUAAUGUCUUAUUUUUAAAUUAAAUAGCCUGUAGGUAUUUAAAUAAUUUGGUGAACUCAGUUUCCAUACUUAGAAGUCUAAGUGCAGAAACUAAAUCUCACUAGGUCUGGAAUAAUGACACUCCAAAGAUGCCUUUAUCAAGUUUCAAAACAGUUAAUAUCACAGAGAUUUAUUCCUCAACCGAGUGUUAGGCAGGUGUUUUGUAAAAUCAGCAGCUGUAAAUACAGUACUAAUGCAGAAAAAAAGUACUCAGAUCGUCAUGAAUGGGUUCUUGUUGACAAAGAAAAUAUUGGAACAGUAGGAAUAAGUAAAUAUGCUCAAGAAUCUCUUGGUGAUGUUGUGUUUGCCCAGUUACCUGAUCCGGGAAUGCAAUUAAAUGCUGGUGAUGAAUGUGGGGCUCUAGAAAGUGUUAAAGCUGCUAGUGAAAUAUACUCUCCAGUCAGUGGUACUGUUACAGAGAAGAAUAAGGAGGUUGAAAAGAAACCUGGGCUUAUAAAUAGUUCUUACUAUGAUAAAGGAUGGCUAUUUAAACUUAAACUUUCAAAACCAGAACAAUUAAAUAAUCUAAUGACUGAGAAGCAAUAUGAAGAAUUUCUGAAAACUGAUGUUGACAAAGAUCACACUUAAAAUAUAUGUUACUAAAUACCUUAACUUAUUAAAUUAAAAAUUUUGUUAUAUAGUUUAGCUGUUAUGAAAAUAAUUUCAAUUGCUGUUUUUGAUGAGUAAACUUUUACUUGGUCAGUGUUUUGUAUAUAGUGAAAGGUUUAAUAAAUAAUGUAAGCUGAAUAAACAAUUCCCAAUGCGAUUUUA